Olea europaea var. sylvestris is the source of this 1710-nucleotide messenger RNA. RefSeq lists its product as uncharacterized. The transcript has 10 exons. The record is from RefSeq and is a predicted model, not a curated record. Gene Ontology annotation, molecular function: nucleic acid binding. Gene Ontology annotation, biological process: DNA integration. NCBI's taxonomy places the organism in Eukaryota, Viridiplantae, Streptophyta, Magnoliopsida, Lamiales, Oleaceae. Bases 1 to 1710 code for a protein of 569 amino acids.
AUGGCACAAACCUCAGGAUAUGAAGAUACCAAUUUUAAGGAAGCGAAUGUCAUACCCACUAAAUCAGGGAAGGUUGUAGAACCAACCGCUCUACCUAGAGAGAAUGAAAAAGAGCCAAGUGAGCCUAAUGAGACCAGUCCUAGUGAGGAAGUAGUGGAAAAUCUAGCUAGAAUACCUUUUCCUCAAGCUCUCAAGUCUACUUCAAAAUCAACAGUCUUUAAGCACUUAUGCACUGUAAAAAGGAAGCAUCAUAUAAAAAAAACUGCCUUCUUGACUGAGCAAGUAACUGCUGUGAUAGAACAAAAGAUCCUACCAAAGUAUAAGGACCCUGGUUGUCCUACCAUUUCUUAUGUCAUUGGGAACCGUAAGUUUGUACUAGCCCUUCUUGAUUUAGGAGCUAGUGUCAACUUCAUGUCUUAUGCUAUAUACUUGUUACCUUUCCUUGCUAUAGCUAAUGCUCUUAUCAAUUGCAGAAAUGGCCUGAGGAAGCUGAAAUUUGGAAAUAUGACUCUAAAAGUUAAUAUUUUCCAUAUCACCAAACAACCUACGGAGGAUGAUGAAUGCCAUCAAACCUACAUGAUUGAUGCAUUCACCCAGGAGGAAGCAUCCACAAUAAUUGAUUCUGAUCCUUUGAACUCUUUUUUCCUAAAUUCUGAAAUUUCAUGUGGUUUCGAUGAUCAUAGGACUUCAUCAUGGCAGCCCAAGUUUGAGGAAUUGCCAAAAAGGACUGGAGGACAGAAACCAUCAAUUAUUGAAAGCCUUAGGCCAGAAUUGAAACAACUUUCUACAGGACUAAAACAUGUGUUCCUUGGACCAGAGGAAAGGGCUAAUCCUAGGAGAGACCCACAAUGUAGGCUAAACCCCACAAUGAAGAAAGUGGUAAAGAAUGAGGUACUUAAAUUGCUAGAUGCAAGAAUCAUUUACCCAACUGCAGACAGUAAAUGGGUUAGCCCUACACAGAUAGUCCUCAAGAAGUCAGAUGAUUGCAUAGAAGUUUUUAUGGAUGACUUGACUAUCUUUGGGACCCGCUUUGAUGCAUAUCAUGCAGCCUUUAAGCACCUUCUUGGAAAGAAGGAUGCUAAGGGAGUGGAAAAUGUUGUAGCAGACCAUCUGUCAAAGCUGACUUUUGAAGAUAACUCAAACACCUUGCCAAUUAGAGAUGAAUUUCCUGAUGAAAAUUUAUUUACUAUCUCUUCUCUAUCAUGGUUUGCUAAUAUUGUGAAUUACUUGAAUCUAAGUGAAAUUCCAAAGGAGUGGAGUGCACAGGAUAAGAGAAAAUUCUUGGUUGAUAUACCCAGUGUACUUGAUUUUUGCGAUACCCAAACUUGUGGGGGCCACUUUUAUGAAAAAGACUGCUACAAAAAGUUUGCAGUAGAGACGGUUGCUUGUAGAGCCAAUGACAAUAAAACGGUUGUUAAAUUCCUGAAAGAAAAUAUUUUCUCUCAAUUUGGUACACCACAUGUUAUCAUUAGUGAUCGAGGCACACAAUUUUGCAAUCGUUUAUUUGAGGCACUAAUGAAAAAGUAUGGGGUGAUUCAUAAAAUUUCCACUUCUUAUCACCCACAAACUAGUGGACAAAUAGAAUUGGCUAAUAGGAAAAUUAAACAAAUUUUGGAAAAGACGGUGAACCCUAAUCGUAAUGAUUGGUCGUUGAGACUGAAUGAUUUACUUUGGGCUUAUCGUACAUCUUUUAAGAUUUCUUUCAAUUGA